Anopheles cruzii is the source of this 946-nucleotide messenger RNA. RefSeq lists its product as uncharacterized. The transcript is spliced from 2 exons. Bases 264 to 728 code for a protein of 154 amino acids. The record is from RefSeq and is a predicted model, not a curated record. Lineage: Eukaryota; Metazoa; Arthropoda; Insecta; Diptera; Culicidae.
ACUCGCAGCCACUCAGAUCCUGAUAGAGUGCUUUGAUCAUGCAGUCGGAAGUCGGAGGUGCCGUUAUUAAAGACGACGUAGCGACGAAUCAAGGGCAUCAUUGAUCCAUCUGUGGUUGCUAUGCUGCCAAUUUUUCGGUGCUGUCUGUAACAUUGAAAUUGUGUGGCUUAAAAGUUGAAAUCAUCAGUCCAAAUCUUAGCGUAGUGCCUUCGAAAUUCCGCCACGCAAAACCGGGCCGUGAACAGCUUCUCCGGAUCGCCAAAAUGGAUUUGCUUCAAUGUUUUUGCAAAUGCGUGAGGAAUCUGACCGAAGAGGAUCUCCGUCGGUACAUUGACACACUGGAUCGGGCGGAAAGCUUCGUUAAAGAGGAGCAUCUUAAGCAACUGUUUCGGUGCAUGUGCGAUCCCGAGGCAGGCACCAGCAGCCGACGAGCAAAACCGCGAGCCAUCAAGUACUUGAACGCUGCGGAAGAAGCCAUCGCAUUACGCGAGAAGCCGACCCUGCAAAAUGACGAAGAAAGACUGGACCGUUUCUUGGGUGGGAUAGACGAAAAUCUCGAGGAAGAGUUUUCCAACGCCUCAACCGACGAGCGGGCCGCGGUUUUGGAGAAGAUAGCCGUGCACUACAGCAAAUUAUUGGCAGAAACUUCCGAAUACCAGCAGUUCAAGGCGAAGCUCGCAGACGCAUACAAAGGGAAAAUUAAAAUCAGCCGAAAUCCAAAGACGUAGAAUAGGUUCGCCCGGACACAUCACAAACCGGAAGCAUCACCAAAUCGAACGUUCAUCACCGAACGUUUGAGUGUAAGGAGGAGUUCCUGCCGCUGGUGGCCUUUAAUUUAUUGUUCUCGGGGACAAAAGCUUAACAUUUUAAUUAUUUUACCAAUAACGUAACACCCGUAACGAUGCAUUGAUUUUAGACUGGCUUACAUUUAAGCAAUGUACGAAUA